AAAAACGAAAACUCCCGGAACCUGGCGGGCGGUGGCGUAGGUUCCUAUUAGCUUUCCCUCCACUAUACUUUCCCCAAAUAAAACUCCUUUUAAUCAUAAAAAAUUAUAGGACUAAUUACAAAAGAAGAAAAAGAGGGUUAAAAACACUUAAAAACGAAGUCGAAUGGUUGAUCAAUUGUUGAUCAUCAUUAAUACAUAGAGAAUCUGAAUCAUCUUAGUUGUGUGGGUCCCAUUCCUUCUCCGUUUCACACUAGAAUCUUUUGCAUCCUUUUAGCCUCUACCGCCACCGUUCACCGAACAAAAAAAUUUAUUCUAACGAAGUAAUGAUGGGAUUGAGAUUUACUUAAAACGGCUCUGAUCAAUUUACUCAUCAAUCUUUAUGGAUUUUGAUGGUCAGGGAUUUCACAGGAAAAAUGACGAAAAAGAGAAAAUGAAAUAAACGGUUUUGAUUGAUGGGGUUGACUUGUUGAUGGUCCCACAAAGCAACACAUUAACCAUCUUCUUUCUGCCUGUGCUGAGCAUUUAGCUAAUAAAUUGACUGGGUCGACCCUCCAGUGUCGUUUCCAUUUCUCCUUCCUUUUCCCUCUAUGUUUUUCAAUCUAAGCAUUCUUGUAUCUGUAUUUGGAUCUUGAUAUCUAAGAAGGCCUGAAAAUGGAUCUUACAGAGAGGUUAUCUGGUGAACUACAAAAGAAAAUUCCUGAACACCCGUUAUUUACUAAUUCCAAUACCCAACAUCAGCAGAGGUCGGAGGAUCCAUCCAUUUUAGAUUACAGCACCAGGAUUGAACCUCCUUUCCAGGCAUUCAACCAAAUUUCUCAAAAAAAACCUUCACUGCUGUGUAACCCCAAUAACCAAAUCAAAGACCCUGUCCAAGAUGGCCCCGUUAAUGAAUCACUUCAAGCCAGUAAAGUCCAAGAUUGGGAUCCAAGUUUAAUGCUAAACGAUCUCUCAUUCCUUGAGCAAAAGAUCCAUCAGCUUCAGGAUUUGGUGCAUUUAAUUGUUGGCCAGAGGGGCCAAGUGUUGGGGCAACCGGAUGAAUUUGUAGCUCAGCAACAACAGCUAAUUACUGCUGAUCUUACUUCAAUUAUAGUUCAGUUGAUAUCCACUGCUGGCAGUCUUCUCCCAUUUGUUAAGCAUACACUUUCUGCAGCUACUCCAUCUGUUGGACAAUUUGGGCAGUUUGGUGGAGUUGUCUUCCCUUCUGGGCCUGGGCUGAAUGGUGGGGUUCAGCCACAAAAUGCUGGUAGAAGCAAAUUCUCUGAGCCGCCAAACUCUGUUGAUAUUAGUAGUAACACUGGAAAUGAGCAGAAUCAUAUAAUUGAGGAACAUGAAUUGAAAGAUGAGGAAGAUGUUGAGGAAGGAGAAAGCCUUUUACUUGGCACCUAUGAGAUACUGCAGUUAGCAAAGGAAGAAAUCCUUGCACCCCACACCCACUUUUGCACUAUAUGUGGAAAAGGAUUCAAGAGAGAUGCAAAUUUACGAAUGCACAUGAGAGGUCAUGGAGAUGAGUACAAAACACCAGCAGCACUGGCAAAACCCAAUAAAGAGUCCUGCUCUGAACCAACUGUUAUUAAGAGGUAUUCCUGCCCUUAUGUUGGUUGCAAACGGAACAAGGAUCACAAAAUGUUUCUGCCUCUGAAAACUAUUUUAUGUGUCAAAAACCAUUACAAGAGAACCCACUGUGACAAGAGCUACAUUUGCAGCAGAUGCAAUACCAAGAAAUUCUCAGUAAUUGCUGAUCUCAAAACUCAUGAGAAGCAUUGUGGUAAAGAUAAAUGGCUUUGCUCUUGUGGCACCACGUUUUCAAGGAAAGAUAAGCUGUUUGGGCAUAUUGCACUUUUUCAGGGUCACACUCCAGCAAUACCCUUGGAUGAAACUAAAGGAUCUGCCGUGCUAGCUGAUAAAGGACUUGGCAAUCAAGCCACAAAUAAAGUUGGAGGCAUGAAUCUCAACUUUUCCUCUAAUGUUAAUUGUGAAAGUGGGGUACAAAGUAGUCUGGAUGUUAAAGGGAGCAUUGAUGAUCCUGCAGAUUAUUUCUCACCAUUGAACUUUGAUACAUGUAAUUUUGGUGGGUUACAUGAGUUCCCUCGACCACCAUUUGAUGAUUCGGAGAGUUCGUUUGCAUUUCUCCUUUCAGGGUCUUGUAAUUAUACUCAGAAAAGUAAAGACUAAAACCUAACAAUCUUGGGAGUUGGCUAAUGUUUCUAGAAUGUAUUCUUCCUUGUAUUGGGGUUUAUGGAUAUUAAUUUUUGUUACAUUUGUAUGUUAAGGCAACCCUUAUGUAUGUAGUUGCUUAAACAAAUUGUAUUUUGAAUGAAAAGAAACUGUUUGUUCACUUAGGAUCUAAUGCUGUAAUUUUGUUAGAGCGAUGAUUUUAGCUUUUUUCUUAAAAUCCUCGAAAACAACUCCAUGUUGAAGACUUAUUUAUCAAGUCUUUGUAUCGAAGCAUAGAAACUUUUGCCCCCAAUAAUUGUAUAGCAAAUAAGAUCCUCAAUAUUUGCAAGUUGGUCUACCUCUGAGAAAAAUUUCAAUGGACUCCACAUCAUCUUCAUUCACAACAUUUGGUCAAGAAAAC
Molecule: messenger RNA, 2575 nt
Organism: Durio zibethinus
Lineage: Eukaryota; Viridiplantae; Streptophyta; Magnoliopsida; Malvales; Malvaceae
Source: RefSeq, a predicted model, not a curated record